This is a messenger RNA of Arabidopsis thaliana (thale cress), 2173 nucleotides long. RefSeq names its product Mannose-binding lectin superfamily protein. NCBI's taxonomy places the organism in Eukaryota, Viridiplantae, Streptophyta, Magnoliopsida, Brassicales, Brassicaceae. Gene Ontology annotation, molecular function: carbohydrate binding. The record is from RefSeq and is marked reviewed. The transcript is spliced from 5 exons. Bases 139 to 1545 code for a protein of 468 amino acids.
GUUUUUCUUCCUUCUAGUUUAGAUAUUGUGUUGGUUCUUCCCAACUUAAGGAACACAUGCAUGUGGUACUGAUGCAGAUUACUGAAUAGGAAAAACAAUACACCUUCAUACCCAGCUGAAGAUUGAUAUUAGUUCAAGAUGAUCAUAAAGUUGGGAGCGAAAGGAAUCAAGUUAGAUGAACGUCGUCUGUGGGAUGAUGGUUCUGACCAUGAUGACGUAACAAAGAUAUACGUAAAAGGGGGUCCCCAAGGCAUAGGAUCCUUUUAUUUCAACUAUGUGAAGAGUGGAAAUCCAAAAGAUGGAUCAAUCCAUGGUUUCUUUAACUAUGGUUUCACACAAACGUUUGAGAUAAACCAUCUACAAGAUGAACAUCUUGAAUCUGUUGACGCUUACUACAACAAAAAGUCUUAUGGUUUGCAAGCAAUUCAAUUCAAAACCAAUUUCAGGACCUCUGAACUGAUGGGGUAUAGUUAUGAGUGUACCAUGUUUACGCUAGCCGUCAAAGGAAAGAAGAUCAUUGGGUUUCAUGGAUCUGAUAAUGUACAUAUAUACUCUCUUGGAGCUUACUUCACUUCCAUUACUCCUACGAGAUUGGAAGUGAAAGGUGGUAUGGGAGGCAAGAAGUGGGAGGAUGGAUUCGACCAUGACAAUGUAUCAAAGAUCCAAGUGCUAGGUGGUUUUGAAGGCAUACUGUACAUCAAAGUUGACUAUAUCAAGAAUGGAAAACUAGAAACUGGAUUAAUCCAUGGUGACUCUGGUGGUGAUGGUUUUUUACAGAAGAUGGAGAUUAACCAGUCAAAGAACGAAUAUCUAGUAUAUGUUGAAGGUUACUACGAUGAUGCUUCUGAAACCAUUCAAGGGCUUCAUUUCCAAACUAACCUCAACAAUCCUGUUAUGAUGGGGUAUAAAAAGGGCAGGAAGUUUUUACUUGCAUCCAAUGGAAAUAAGAUCAUUGGGUUUCAUGGAUAUGCCGACAAAAGUCUAAACUCUCUUGGAGCAUAUUUCAGUAGGGCCACUCCUAACAAAUUGGAAUGCCAAGGUGAUUGUAGAGGAAUGUCUUGGGAUGAUGGUUGUAAUUAUGACGGAGUUAGAAAGGUGUUCGUCGAUGGUAUAGGUAACGAAAUAUAUACUGUCAGGUUUGAGUACGAUAAUGGCGGAAAAGUGGAAAAGACACCGUAUCGACGUGAUGUUAAAAAUGAGAAGGAGUUUGUGCUUGAUUAUCCAAAUGAAUUUAUCACGUCUGUGGAGGGGACCUUAGCAGCUCCGAAAAGUGUUAACAUCACGUGGAUUACGUCAUUGACAUUCAAAACAUCAAAAAAGAGAAGCUCUCCAACAUUUGGAUCAGCUAGUAGUAGAAAAUUUGUGCUGGAGAAGAAUGGUAGUCCUCUUGUUGGGUUCCAUGGAUAUAAUAGUGUUGGGAAUACUCUUAAUUCUCUUGGAGCAUAUUAUCGCCCGAUUCCUCCUACUCCUGAUGUGGAGAAACUAAAAGCACAAGGUGGUGUGGAGGAGCUUCUUGGGAUGAUGGUGGUACUUUCAACAGUGUAAGAAAGAUCUACAUUGGACUAAACGAAAAUGUUGUAGGCUUUGUCAAGUUUAUGUACUACAAAAGCACUCGUGUUGUCAUCGGAGAUGAUCAUGGCAACAAGACCACGAUAUCUGAAGACCAAGAGUUCGAGUUGGAUCCUCUUGAACGUAUCACAUCAGUGGAGGGUACUUAUGAUGAUAAAAUCGGAGGUAUAACCAUGCUUAGGUUCAAGACCAACAAAAAAGACUCUCCGUACUUUGGAUUCGGUACAUUACCAAGCUUCGUGCUUCACAAGGAUAAUCACCAGAUCGUUGGGUUCCAUGGAAAAUCCAGUAACAUGCUUCAUCAACUUGGGGUCCAUGUUCUACCCAAUGGUUUUAAAUUUGUUUCUUAAGGAUCUCGUACCCUUUUUUUUACUCUACUACAUGUGUUUUCUCAUUUUAAUGUGUGGCGUGUGUGUCUUCCGAUAAUCUCAUGUUAUAAGUCAUGUUUUAAUGACAUCGCAUCUUCAACUCACUUCUACGUGUUGCGUCUUCCUAUGUUGUAUGUCUUUCGACAGUACUAUCACGUAAUAUAAUUUUGUUUUCUAAAACUUAAGUUCUGAUGCUUCUUCAGCAAGUGUUGAUGGUUUUGGAAGAAUUAAAGGUU